Molecule: messenger RNA, 2002 nt
Organism: Pezoporus occidentalis (night parrot)
Lineage: Eukaryota; Metazoa; Chordata; Aves; Psittaciformes; Psittacidae
Gene: PTGES
Product: prostaglandin E synthase
Exons: 4
Coding region: 155-595 (146 amino acids)
Biological process (GO): prostaglandin biosynthetic process
Cellular component (GO): membrane
Molecular function (GO): prostaglandin-E synthase activity
Source: RefSeq, a predicted model, not a curated record
CUGGGGAGUACUGGGAGUGCUGUCACUGAUGGGUGGGCUGUAGGAUCAGGGACAGAGGGAGCGCAGGGCUGGAUGUGGCUGAGAGCCCUCCCACAGCCCAAGCGAGAUCCCCACCAGCUGUGAGUGCUGCAGGCGAGCGAGCGGCAUUUCCAGAAUGAUGGAAAACAAAGUGUUCGUGUCCUUUACCUUCUACAGCACGAUCCUGAUCUUAAAAAUGUACGUCGUUGCCAUCAUCACGGGACAAGUGAGGCUCAGAAAGAAGGCAUUUGCUAACCCGGAGGAUGCGCUGCGCAAUGGGGGGCUGCAGUACUACCGUGAGGACCCCGACGUGGAGCGGUGCCGCAGGGCCCACCAAAAUGACAUGGAGAACAUCUUUCCCUUCCUCUUCCUUGGAGCCAUCUACUCCCUGCUGGAUCCCACUCCCGCGGUGGCCAGGAUCCACUUCCUCAUCUUCUGUGUGGGACGCAUCAUCCACACCAUCGCCUACCUCCUGCAGCUGAAGGCCCCCACACGCUCUGUGGCCUAUGGGGUGGCACAACUGCCCUGCUUCUCCAUGGCUCUGCAGAUCCUCCUUGCCACCACCCCAUACUGGUAACACCCAGCGGGACCAACCAUCCAGACCCCUUUAUUCUGUACUCUUGCUGGUUUCCCCAGCUGGACUGGGUGGUGUGUGUGUGAGUGUGCAUGUGUCUGUGUGUGUGGGCACAUGGUAUGUCCCCAUGGUGUUGAAAUUGGGCAGGGAAGUCACCAAAGAGAAGGGGCACCUCUCCCAGUGGAGCAGGAAGGGGAUGCAGAGGCAUCUUUCACUUGCUCCUGCUAAGGGUGGGAGGGGAAAGCACCCGCACUACCCCUUGGGGAAGGAGUUCAUUGGCAGAAAGAAGGUUUUCUGACCCAACCUCAUUCAGAACUAAGAAGGGGCAGAUGUGCCCUUUCCCCUUGAUUACGAACACCCCAUCAAUCAGGAAGUGAAAAUCAUGAGGGUCCCAUGAAACCUCUUGGUCAGCAGAGGGGAGAUAGAAAACAGCCGCCUUCCUCCUGCCCAUCCAUGCAGGUUUGUGGGGACGGGGAUCCUGUAGGAGAGGGGUUAGGUGCCUGCCAGGCAGUGUAACAUGGAAGUUGAAACCUCAGGGGUGACGUGAAGCCACCGAAGCAUUCAGUGCUCCCAGCCCUGCCUCGCCUCGCACCACAGGACUCGGCCCCCUGCCAGGGAGCCUCAGUGCAGGCAGGAGCCUGCCUGUCCCAGCCAGGAUACCCCACAGCCGGUGUUCAGCAGCUCCCAGCCAGCACCAGCCGUGGCUUUCCCACCUCGGUCUCACCGUGGCAAGAUGCAGGAGGAUGUGCCUGGGGCAGCCGGCAGGAAUCACCCCACAGAGAGCCAGAAACAAAGCUCUGGGACUUCGGGAAAGACUGAGAUGCUCACACCAAGCAGGGGGGUUGCAGUUCGCAGGCAGAGCUUUCUCCCAAGGGCAGUAUCCGCAUUCACAUGCCUCUGAUGCCUGAAAACGCUCCCAGGGCAGCAGAGGGAACUUCUCUCCCUCUGUUCGUAGCCUUUCUCUGGCCGCAGAAUGGCCACUGCUAUUUGGGGAAUGUGCCGUGACCGCUUUGGGGGUGUUUUCUUUCAGCUGUUUCCUGCUGUCCACUGCCGCCACGCUGUGCACAGCCUGCAUUAGCUGGUGUUUGCAGGAAGCAGCUCUGGAAAGGAGCAGAGUGGCUUUGAACCACCCAGCGGGAGAGUACCUCUGCUCUGUGGUGUUACCUGAAAGUUCUCAUGUUGGAGAGGAGAGGCUGGCACCAUGGUAUUGCAGGGUGAGAAACCCUCGUGAGCUCCUCUGCUGCUGGUCAGGCAAAGGCAGCCCACCUUGCCCUAUGGAGGGCAAGGCAGGAGGAAGCCUCUGCUGUUCAGUGCCUCCUGCCUCUGAGGGCAAUGUGGAGAUUUACUGAGAACACAGGGGGGGAAACCAGAAUGAGCAGAAAAUAAAUUGCCCUUCCACCUAUCCUGAGC